AUGGCCGGCGCCGAGCGCAAGAAGCACGUCCGCUUCGCCGGCCCGGGGCAGGCGGCGGCGGGGCCCGGCCCGGGACCUGGACCGCGCCUCUCCGCCGCGCCGCACGCGGAGGUGGCCGUGGUCGGCGGGCGGCGGUGCGGGGAGGGAGCGGCGCUGCGGUGGUGCAUCUCCGCGGCGCUGUGCGCGGCCUUCCUGGGGCUGGGCACGAGCAUCGCCGUGCUGGGACCGACCUUCCAGAACCUGGCCGACAACGUGCGCAAGAACGUCACCGACAUCUACUACAUCUUCGUGGGCCGCUCGUUGGGCUACCUGGGCGGCUCCGUGCUCGGCGGGAUCCUCUUCGACCACGUCAACGCGCACCUCCUGCUCGCCUUAUCCAUGCUUGGAACCACAGGUGGUCUUUUUGCCAUACCAUGGUGUAAGAGGUCCCUGCUGCUGACUGCCUUGAUGUCACUCAUCGGUGCUGCCAUGGGAGUUCUUGACACGGGUGGCAAUGUUCUUGCACUGAACACAUGGGGAACAGAGGCCGGACCGCAUUUGCAGGCCUUACACUUCAGUUUUGCCAUGGGUGCAUUUGUGGCUCCAAUUCUGGCUAAGAUGGCAAUGGGGAGUUCCGAACCCAGAGACCUUCAGGCAGGUGAAAAUGCAAGCCAGUCUGUUCUGAGCCCCGUAUCAACAGCGUCAGCUACACUAGCACUGAAACACCAUCUUGGUGCUGAUUUCUUGUGGUCCUACAUUGUCAUAGGGACCUAUCUGCUGUUUGUUUCUUUCUUCUUUUUUAUUUUGUAUUCAAAGAGCAGCUCGGUUCGAGACAAAUCAAAGGCUUCUGUGCAGAAAUGCAAGGUUGCCAAAUACCACCAUGCCCUCAUUAUUCUCCUUUUCCUGUUCUUCCUCUGCUACGUGGGAGCGGAGGUUACUUACGGCUCUUACAUAUUUACUUAUGCAAAGGUCUUUGCUGAGAUGAAAGAAAAUGAAGCAGCCGCGUUGAAUUCUGUCUUCUGGGGCGCGUUUGCUGUUUGUAGAGCCGUGUCAGUAUUUUGUGCUGCUUGCUUAUACCCUGGCACUAUGAUUGUGCUGAGCCUCAUUGGCUCUGCCGUCUCCUCUUCCUCCUUGGCUUUCUUUGCACACUACCCAAUUUCGCUGUGGGCUGGAACUGCAGUGUACGGAGCCUCCAUGGCCACCAUCUUCCCCAGUGGCAUUUCCUGGAUCGAGCAGUACACGGUCAUCCAGGGGAAGUCAGCUUCUCUCUUCGUGGUUGGUGCUGCUCUGGGGGAGAUGUGCAUUCCUGCAGUGGUCGGGUACCUGCAGGGGAGGUUUCACCACGUUCCUGUGGUCAUGUACACUGCUCUGGGAACUUCGGCAGUGACGGCUGUGCUGUUUCCUGUGAUGUACAAAUUGGCCACCGCUUCUGGAGAGAGCUUGAGAGAGAUGAGCGAAAGCGAGGACAGGAAGGCUUUGUUGUCCAGUUCGGGGCUUAACGAAGAUGAAGAGGAUGAGGAGGAUGGAGGAGAGUGGAAUGAAGCAGACUUUGAGGUAAUAGAAAUGAACGAUACCCUGAGAAACUCUGUGGUAGAGACCUCUCUUAAGGUAGCGGGGAACUCCCCGUCAGAAGCCUCCCUCCAGCCACAUCCAGGUGGUGCUGAGGGUGAUUCUACAGUGGCAGCUGGCGGCUCCCCUGGGAGAAAAAACAUGAAUGUUGACCGGGAGAAGAACGAUUAGAGUAAAAGCUGACUCUCUGGGUUUUUAACUAAAACGCGAUGGAAUUGUAGCUGUUGUCAUGAAGUGGUUCAAGGAUCUUCUCAGAGUAAGAAGGAGGUUUCCACCUUUGCCCGUCCUUCCUCCUUCCUCAGUUUGGGUCUGCAGCGAUGUAUCCCAGAGAAAGUCCACAAUGAUGUGAAUGUGGUAACGUGAUACAAUUUGUAGACUACACUGAAGAUGCUAAAACAUGAGGGAUUUUCUAAAUGUCAGGCAUGCAUUUAAGUCAUUUAUGCUGUGAUGUGAGCUAGCUGGGAAGAAGCUGCUCAGACCACUUGGUUUCUUGGAGGUGGGUGAAGGGUUCUGUUCUGAGCUCCUUGGUCACAAAAGGUUUUCAUCAGAAAUCUCUUGCCUGUGGUGCUGAACUUUCUUAGCUCGUGAAAUAUUUCUACUGCAUUGGGGGUUGGUGUGUGACAAACCAGGGAAUCAAGAAGUUGAAUUUCAGGUGAUGUAAGUGGGAUAUCCUGAUGGCCAGUCACACACUCUUCUGAUUCUGUCACUAAGACAGGACAGAAUGAAAGAUUAAUUUUUAUGCCUUUGGGUCACUUAAUGGUGGUAUAUGGGAACGAGAACAAAGAGUGUCAUUUAUCUGCUGUGCGGCUUAACUCUGAUUACUCGUUAACCAGUGGUGACAAACCUAAAUACUUUAAGUACCUGUGAUUGUACUUGUGAUUUGAAUUACUGCACUACCAUUGAAAGCUUCAAAUGUAUGAAGAAUAUUCAGUGAUAUGUGAGAUUAAAUUGUGUUAAUGACACGGGGCCAUGAUAGUGUAAGCCGGUUCAGUCGAAAGGUUUAACAACUUCUCUGGGCUUCCUGUGCCAAGGUUUUUCCACAGCAAUGUGUAACAGCGGCGAUUUGAGAAUGAGGUGGAAUUAUCGAUGAGACACAGAAUCCCGUCCAGUCGUACAGUGUGCCUGCUGGCUCCCUGCUAGUUGGGUGCUGCCCUUUGGCUUUUCUUUCCUUCGGUGAUGACACAGCAGGUGCCUCCUUGUGGAGAAGCUGUGGUUUGUUUGCUCAGAUUCAUUCCUCCGGGGGAAGGAGGGAAGCCCUCAGGUCUGGUUGUGUCGCCAAGUCCUUCCCAGUGAGAACCAAGAGGCAGCAGCUAAUGGCAAAGCCUGAAGCAGUAGUUCUGCAACACGUCUACUUGAAAACCAAAAAUUAAUAGGUUGCUGUUUUUUGAAGCUGUGUGGUCAAAAUGUGGGUUGGUCUUCUGUGUUGUUUGGGUUUUGUUGUUGUUUGCACUAUUAUUGUUUUUUUUGCUAAGAGGUUUAAUGCUGACAAAAGGAAGAGCUCUUAGUGUAACAUAGCACAGAACUGUGGAUGUUUAGUGUGUGUUUUAGUUGUUUUUGUUCUUUCUCCUGUCCCACUGUGUGUUUAACCUGGAACCUAAGGGCUUUUUCCUUUCUCCUGAAAAGGUAGUAAGAAAGAUGAAUCAAUUUGUAGUGAAAAUGUGUUUGUUUUUUUUUUUUUUUCUGUUUUCUCUUUUUUUUCCUCCUGCAGUGUUGAAGGGCCUCCUUGUCCUGCUGCUGUAGGCAUUUAAAUGCCGUUGCCUGUUUGCCUGAUUCUUCUUUCCAUGUGUGUAUUUAUGCACAGUUCCAAUGCAAUGCAUGAACCUGCACUUUAACAUAUGGAUUCUCUCCACCUGCUACACAAGAGGUUUUCUUCUUUGCUCAGAGCUUUUGUAAAUAUUUCUAAACAUCUGCCCAAAUCCUGUUCUGGCUACAUGUGGCAGCAUUUGAUCAACAGAAGUAGGUCUGUAUGGCCUUAUGCAUUCAGUUAGUUUUAUGUAAUAGUCACAAAAGAAAUGUCCUGGCAGAGAGAAUGACAGAUUACGCCUGGAUUUCUGAUAGUUUUCUUUUUCUCUCUUCCCUCCUGCACUCUGCAAUAACUAACUGCUGUAUAUUUGGAAAAUAGGGAGUGUUAUCUGACAGCACGGGCAAAUCCUGUUGGUUUUAUGGGGAGAGGAGGAGCUUGUGCUUCUGCUCUGCUUUUAUGGGAUGUACUUUGCCCCCAGGGUGUCACAGGUAUCCUCUGGUAGAAGGGCUCAGUGCAGGGCAAACAAUAUCAGGAACCCAGGAGGUGUGGGGCAGCUCCCUGCUGCGAGAGCCAUCCAUGGGUUUGGCCUGAACCAACGGCGCGACUCCUGAUCUGUGUUUGCAAAAUGAAUGAAUGCAGGGCACAAAGAGUGUCCCAGCUGGGUUAUGCACCAAAGCAGCAAACUUCUGGCUGUUUUCCAUCUGAAGUAGAAGUAUCUGUAAUUAGCAAUUUAAAAAAUAGAACAAUGGAGGCUUCUGCUGAUGGGAAUCUUCAGUUAUUUUAAGAGAGUCUCCCAUACCUGAGAUCAUGUCGUCAGAAAAAAAUUAGUUUAAGAAGCUUGCCUGAAAGCAAGCAGAUUUUAAAAAUAACUUGCAAUUUGUACACUAAUUUCUGAAUAAAUUUCAAAUUAGAAUGCUCUGCAAGGAAGAUUAUUCUCAGGGAUAGUUAACAAGUUUUACAUAAUCAAGUACAGAAAAUUAAGGCCCCAUUGAGAAAUGUGCUUUAAUGUCUUUGAACCAUCUGUAUGUAUGUUUAUUAUAUGUAUGUGAAUAGCUCUAUACACCGAUAGGUAGGUAGGUGCAUGCUUAUUUGUGUUUCUGACUAAAGUCAUCAUGGAGAAUGGAGAAAUGCUGCCCAAACUAAAACCCAUGACUGGCUGAGUGGCAGUGUGUAACGUUGUGUUGGAACAACACCCAGAAGCCUUUGCCUGGAUGACUGCAGAACUGUGAGUUGCCUUUGCCAGGACUGAAAGCUCUCGGUGUCUUAGUUUAGCUUAGGCCUCAAACUUGAAUAGCACAUACAUACAGAGCUUGUGCUCAUCUCCCCUGAAUGUGUGUCUAGAAUCAGUGGGUGCCCCUUAAUGAAAACAAAAUGUUGAAUGCAAUUUAAGGUGAAAGCAGACCUAGGACCUUUGCAAUGCUGAGCCCAGCUCGUGGCAACUCUAAAUGUCCUCGAUGCUCAGGGCUGUUGCUUUCCUAAUUGAUUGGAUUUUUGGUGUUCCUCAAGACCUGUUUUAGAAAAUGAAUAUUACUUUACAUAUAUUUAAAUUUCCAAAGUGAAUCAGUUCUUGGCAUAUACAUGAGGAGCUAUUUACAGUGUCUUUUUAAGUUAAGGCUAACAGCAGUGUUUAAGCUCUGUGAAGGACUUCUUAAGUGUUAUUUAUGGUUAUUACCAUUGCCUUGUUUAUGCCAGAAAGUCACCCUGGUGCUGUGGUGAGAUGGUUGAAUGUCCUGUCAUUCACACUUUUGCCUGCAAAAGCAGGACUGCAUUGAGGAUGGUCAUGCUCCCAUUUCCUCCAGCAUUAAAGGUAAAUUCUGACAGUUAAAUGUCAAACAAUAUUUGUAUUUAGCCCUGACUCAUUCCCAAAGGCUGGACUGUACUGCAGGUACUAAGGAGUUACUGCUGGUGCUUGCACUGCUGCUCUGUAAAUGACCCUUCAGUGCUGGAAUGGGGAGUGGGCAACAGUUUGUGCCUUGGUGGGUUUUUGGUUCCUUUCCAUAAAAGCUCAUAGUCUAUUAUAUAUUCAUCAUUUUUAUUUUGCUUGUGGUGGGUUUAUAUAGUACUGUAUAAUGUGGAAUUUAUAACAUGGACUUGUACCUUGAAUGUAAUAAAUUCUUAAUGGGAGGAGGCACUCAGGUUCCUUUAUGUAAAUAAAGUUUUGUUCUAUUUUUAAAA
Messenger RNA from Centrocercus urophasianus (Greater sage-grouse), 5467 nucleotides. RefSeq names its product major facilitator superfamily domain containing 4B (gene SLC60A2). The transcript is spliced from 4 exons. NCBI's taxonomy places the organism in Eukaryota, Metazoa, Chordata, Aves, Galliformes, Phasianidae. The coding region runs from base 1 to 1719 and encodes 572 amino acids. The record is from RefSeq and is a predicted model, not a curated record.